Molecule: messenger RNA, 915 nt
Organism: Coniophora puteana RWD-64-598 SS2
Lineage: Eukaryota; Fungi; Basidiomycota; Agaricomycetes; Boletales; Coniophoraceae
Exons: 4
Source: RefSeq, a predicted model, not a curated record
CCACCCGUGCACCGCGGCCCCCUCUCCUUCUCCCCACUCCCGCUCGCCCCCAUCGAGUUCCUCGAAGACGACCGCCUACACGUGCGCACAUCCCAAAACCCCGCACUCGCAGUGAUCCAGCGCGCCGCGCCCGCCGCACACGCCGCGCGCACGGGCGCGCUCCUGCAGACGUCGCUCACGGGGCUGCGCAGGGGCGUUUAUGAUGUGCUUCCGCGCGCGCAUGGGCUGGUGGGCGCGGUGAUUGAGGCGCAUGCGCAUGCAAGAGGGUUGGUGGUGAGGCCGGAUGAUGUGUGGUUGGCGAUAUUGUUGCAGUGGGCGGCGUUUGUCAGGGCCAGGCCGGGCGUUGUGGAUUUUGGGUUUGGGGGGAUACAGUGGGACGAGCCGGUGGUGGAGGCGAUGGCGUGGGAGCGGUACGUGACGGAUGCAAAGGCGCUCGCGGAGCGUCUCGAGGCGCACGUCGAGCAGCGGAUACCGGACACGGCGCUGCGCGCGUGGGCGCAGCCGCGCUUCAGCACGACGACGGACGACGACAGGCCGCUGGCGGCGGACAAUGGGUUCGGCGCGUCCGUGCUCGGGCUCUCGCUCUCCGCCGGCGGCCUCGGCGCGGGUAUCCCGCGCGUCACGCUCGAGGGCACGCGCGCGGACUGGGAGUCGCUCAAGGCGCGCGGGGAGAGGUUGAGGGGGUGGGGCGUGCACGGCGCGGCGUGGCGGCACCUGCUCGCGCCGGUGCUUGCGCGCCUCGUGAGCGCGUGGGACAAUCCGCAUGCGCCGGCGAACCGCGCGUUUUGGCGGAGGGUUGUUAGGGCGGACGCGGGUGCGCUGGGGCUGGCGCCGCCGAUGGGGAUGGGCGGGAGGACGGCGAGCGGGGGCGGGUGGAUUACCGCGUUUUGUGCGUUCGACGUCGCAGGGAGAUGG